AUGGUGUCUGGGCAGUGGUCGAUUCCGGACUUUGAGGUGAUGGCUGCGGUGCCCACGGCGGUUUGUUUGACGACGUAUCAGGGAGAUGAGAAGGACUUUGUCAAUACGCCCUUGGAGGAGAUGGUGCAGCAGAUUAAGGAGGGGAGUUUGAAGGUCAGUGUCGGGAAGACGUUCCCGUUAGAGGAGAUUGUGGAGGCGCAUCGGACGAUGGAGGAGAAUAGGGCUGGUGGGAAGAUCGUUCUGCUCAUGUAG
Messenger RNA from Letharia columbiana, 252 nucleotides. RefSeq lists its product as uncharacterized. The record is from RefSeq and is a predicted model, not a curated record. The coding region runs from base 1 to 252 and encodes 83 amino acids. The transcript has a single exon. NCBI's taxonomy places the organism in Eukaryota, Fungi, Ascomycota, Lecanoromycetes, Lecanorales, Parmeliaceae.